AUGCCAGAACCCAAGGAUGCCAGUGACUCCAAUAUUGUCGAUCGCAAACAUAUGACAGCACAAGAUGUUGUACACGAUGUCUGGAUAGGUCUUGAUCUCCCUGAAGCUGCCUUGGCAUCACUCAAACUCCCGGGAGACGAAGGUCCGGCUUUGCCCUCAUCAUCCAAGAUUGGAAUCCUUGCACAAGCCUCCAUUGCACUAUCUGCUUUGGCAGCCGCCCAAAUCCACGCCCGUCGCAAUCAAUCCCCCGUUCCCCAAGUCACAGUCCCCCUCGAACACGCCGUAAUCGAAUACAAAUCUGAAAGAUUGUACACAAUCGAUGGUCAACCUACACCAGCCCGGGGAACUAUCGGAGGAUUGCACAAGACAUCGGAUGGUUAUGUUCGUAUCCAUGACUCAUUCCCCAACCAUGUUCACGGCACACUCAAGCUAUUGAGACUCCCACUGGAUGCAAACAGACAGCAAGUAUCUGAGAGAACAGCUAAAUGGGCUGCUAUAGACUUGGAGAACUGUGCGACUGUAGAGGGCGAGACGGCUGUCUACGCCUUACGUUCAUAUGAACAGUGGGACCAGCUUCCACAGCCUCUUUCGCAAAAUAUGCAAGGUGGAAAUACCAAAUGUCUCCAAGGUCUCCGCGUGGUUGAGAUGAGUCGAGUCAUCGCAGCGCCUCUAUGUGGCAAGACCCUCGCAGCCCAUGGCGCUGAAGUUAUAUGGGUCACCUCCCCCAACUUACCAGAUCUCCCUGUCCUCGAUCGCGAGUUUGGUCGCGGCAAAAAGACGGUUCAACUCGACAUACAUCACGCUGACGACCACAAGAAGCUUCUCGACCUGCUCCGGGGGUGCGAUGUGUUUGUUCAGGGCUACAGGCCUGGAAGCUUGGCUUCGUAUGGAUUGUCCCAGGAAGAAUUGAUCAAGAUCAAUCCAAACAUCAUUGUGGCCAAUAUGUCAGCUUUCGGCCCUGAUGGUCCAUGGUCAGGUCGUCGAGGAUUUGAUUCAAUGGUCCAAACAUGUUCGGGGAUGAACGUUUCCGAAGCCGAACACGCAGGACAAGGAGAGGCUGCUCGUCCAUUACCGUGUCAAGCCCUGGAUCAUUCUGGCGGAUAUAUGCUCGCAGUCGGAGUAAUGGCUGCUGUCUAUCAUCGAGAGAUCAAAGGUGGUUCGUGGAAAGUAGACGUGUCAUUAGCAGGCAUGAUGAAAUAUUUGAGGAGCUUGGGGCAAUAUCCUGGCUCAAGCGGCUUCGUUGCUAAAGAUUACAAGAGACCUGAAGAUGUCCCUGAACAAUACUUUGAAACUGGAGAUACGGCCUUCGGCAUAAUGAAGUCGAUAAAGCACAGCGCUUCAAUCGAAGGUGUGCAGGUUGGUUGGGAUUUGAUGCCCAAGCCAUUGGGAUCUGACAGUCCAGCCUGGGGCUAG
This is a messenger RNA of Fusarium poae, 1413 nucleotides long. RefSeq lists its product as uncharacterized. The coding region runs from base 1 to 1413 and encodes 470 amino acids. The record is from RefSeq and is a predicted model, not a curated record. Lineage: Eukaryota; Fungi; Ascomycota; Sordariomycetes; Hypocreales; Nectriaceae. Gene Ontology annotation, molecular function: catalytic activity. The transcript is spliced from 2 exons.